Molecule: messenger RNA, 835 nt
Organism: Canis lupus familiaris (dog)
Lineage: Eukaryota; Metazoa; Chordata; Mammalia; Carnivora; Canidae
Gene: KLK1
Product: kallikrein 1
Biological process (GO): regulation of systemic arterial blood pressure; zymogen activation
Molecular function (GO): serine-type endopeptidase activity
Source: RefSeq, marked provisional
CACCAUGUGGUUCCUGGUUCUAUGCCUUGCCCUGUCCCUGGCGGGGACUGGUGCCGCACCCCCUGUUCAGUCCCGGAUCAUAGGCGGCUGGGAUUGUACGAAGAAUUCUCAACCGUGGCAGGCAGCUCUGUACCAUUACAGCAAGUUCCAGUGUGGGGGUGUCCUGGUGCACCCAGAGUGGGUGCUCACCGCUGCCCACUGCAUAAACGACAAUUACCAGCUCUGGCUGGGUCGCUACAACCUGUUCGAGCAUGAAGACACGGCCCAGUUUGUCCAGGUCAGAGAGAGCUUCCCUCACCCUGAAUUUAACCUGAGUCUCCUGAAGAACCAUACCCGCCUCCCAGAAGAGGACUACAGCCAUGACAUCAUGCUGCUGCGCCUCGCAGAGCCCGCUCAGAUUACGGAUGCUGUGAGGGUCCUGGACCUGCCCACCCAGGAACCCCAAGUGGGGAGCACCUGCUAUGCCUCUGGCUGGGGCAGCAUCGAACCCGAUAAGUUCAUAUACCCAGAUGAUCUCCAGUGUGUGGACCUCGAACUCCUGUCCAAUGAUAUAUGUGCCAAUGCCCACUCCCAGAAGGUUACAGAGUUCAUGCUGUGUGCUGGACACCUGGAGGGCGGCAAGGAUACCUGUGUGGGUGACUCAGGGGGCCCACUGAUCUGCGAUGGUGUGCUUCAAGGAAUUACAUCCUGGGGCCACGUCCCAUGUGGCAGUCCCAAUAUGCCUGCGGUCUACACCAAAGUGAUUUCACACCUGGAGUGGAUCAAGGAGACCAUGACAGCCAACCCCUGAAUGCAACCAUCAUGUACCUACCCCCAGUAAAAUCAAAUACGCAUC